Triticum turgidum subsp. durum (durum wheat) is the source of this 945-nucleotide messenger RNA. NCBI's taxonomy places the organism in Eukaryota, Viridiplantae, Streptophyta, Magnoliopsida, Poales, Poaceae. The record is from the annotation of a GenBank genome assembly.
AUGGAGCAGCCGCCGUCCUCGCCGCCGCCCCCCGCGGCGGCCACGGCCACGGCUGCGCCUACACCCGCUCCCGCUCCCUCUUCCGCUCCCAUUAUCCUCUCGGACUCGCCUCCCGCGGCCGCGGCGGGGGAGCCCGCGCUGACCGCCGCACAGAAGGCGCUCCGCUCCAAGCCGGCGCGCGCCCCCGAGGACCCCGACAAGAAGAAUAAGAAGCUCAAGGAUGUGGAGAUCAGUUUUCCAAUUGUUUAUGGGACCAUUUCGUUUUGGCUUGGCAAAAAAGCAAGCGAGUACAACUCUCACAAAUGGACCGUGUACAUCCGUUCUGCAACAAAUGAGGAUCUGAGUGUCAUAGUUAAGCGUGUGGUGUUUCAGCUUCACCCAAGUUUCACUAAUCCAACAAGAGUUGUAGAGCAACCGCCUUUUGAGUUGUCCGAAUCUGGAUGGGGGGAGUUUGAGAUUGCAAUAACCCUUUAUUUUCACAGUGAUGUCUGCGAGAAGCGCUUGGACUUGUUUCAUCAGCUUAAGUUGUAUCCGGAAGAGGACGCUGGACCUCAAUCAACAAAAAAACCAGUUGUAGUGGAGACAUACGAUGAAGUUGUCUUCCCUGAGCCCACUGAAGCCUUCUUCUUGCGAGUGCAAAAUCACCCUGCUGCUACUGUGCCCAGGCUACCUCCUGGUAUAACAUUGUCUUCUCCAGGUCCUAUGGAACUUAUGCCACAUGAUAAGAAGCGUUUUGACACCAAGGAUCAUUCUCUGAGCCAGUGGUUCUCAAACUUCUCUGAAGCAGAUGAACUAUUAAAACUGGCUGCUGCUCGUCAACAGGUGCAGGCUCACAUUGCUAAGCUGAGAAGGCAGCUAAGCAUGAUAGAGGGAAUGCCCCAGCAAUCCAGAGUUAUCUCUGGUCAGUCCUGGUCAACAGUUUGGGCACGGCUAAUGGAACGGUAG